AUGGGAAACAUCUGCUUUAAACUGUCCGUCUUCCCAGGAGUUGUUGCUGAGAAGAUGGGAAUUGUUAAGCAGAUGGGUUGUGAACUCUUGGAAACUCUUAUAAGUGAAAAUCUUCAAAAAGAUCAGAGUCUGGAUGACUGCCGCACUGCAGUUACACACCUGACAAAAACCUGCAGCCCAGAGAAGCUCCUGCACAGGUAUCUUGAACUAAUUGAAGACUGCAAUCCAGGUGCAAUUUCAGACACCAUCAUGGCUCUAAUUCCACAUAUUCAAACAGUGCUGCUCUGGCUGGAGGCCUCACAGGCAGCCUCUCUGGGCCUGGCUGUGGCUGCCAUACAGAAUCAGCUGUCCUUGCUGCCAAUGCCCUACAGCCUGCAGCAGGAGCAGGCUGACGAGUAUGGCCUGUGCCGCUGCUCCGCCUCCGUGGCUGCCUUCACCAAACCCUUCAUCCAAAAACUGAAGCACAGCGGGCUAUGCCAGCACCCCACAGGAGACACGGCGGCACCAAAAAACCCUGACCACUUCGACGCCGCCAACCCUGCCAACGAGCGUAAGUGUGACACCUUAACGCAGGCAAAGUAG
Molecule: messenger RNA, 582 nt
Organism: Thalassophryne amazonica
Lineage: Eukaryota; Metazoa; Chordata; Actinopteri; Batrachoidiformes; Batrachoididae
Product: glomulin-like
Exons: 5
Coding region: 1-582 (193 amino acids)
Cellular component (GO): cytoplasm
Molecular function (GO): ubiquitin-protein transferase inhibitor activity
Source: RefSeq, a predicted model, not a curated record